AUGAAUAUUAAAGUUUAUGUCCGUUGUCGUCCUGGAAAAGAAAAUGAACAUAUUGCUAAUAUUCAAAUGGAUAAUCAAAAUUUAAUUGUUUCAGGAAAAAAAUAUGAAUUUGAUCAAGUCUUUUCAUCACAAGUUAAUCAAAAUCAAUUUUGUGAUUCUGCAUUAGAGGGGUUUAUUGGGAAAGUUAUUGAUGGGUAUAAUUGUACAUUUUUUGCAUAUGGACAAACAGGGACUGGAAAGACAUAUACGAUGGAAGGAGAAGAAGAAAAUGAAGGAGUUAUUCCACGAGUGAUAAAUGAAUUAUUUAUGACAUUAGAAAAGAGAGGAUUAAGAUAUAGAAUGAGAGUGACUCAUGUAGAAAUAUAUAACGAAAAAGUAUAUGACCUUUUAAGUGAUGAAAGAAAAGAAUUAGCUAUUAAAGAAAGAAAAGAAGGAAAUGGUGCAUCACCAGAAAGUGCAACUGAAUUAACAGUAACAAAAGAAAAUGUUCAUCAAAUAUUAGCAAAAUCUUCAGGACAAAGAAGAACAGCAGCAACAGAUAUUAAUACUAAUUCAUCAAGAUCACAUUGUAUUUUUACAGUGACAGUACAAAUUAUUAGAGACAGUGAUUUUGAAGGUGAUUUUGUUGUUCCAGGAAGAAUUCAUUGUGUAGAUCUUGCAGGAAGUGAAAAUAGUAAAAGAGCAGGAAUUAUUGGAGAUAAAGUAAAACAAUUAGAAGGGAUGGCAAUUAAUCAAAGUCUUUUAGCAUUAAAUAGAGUUAUUAUUGGGGUAAGUAAAGGAGAUAGUUAUAUUCCAUUUAGAUCAUCACCUUUAACUCGUAUUUUACAAGAUGCAUUAGGAGGUGCUAGUAUUACUGCAAUGGUAGCUACAAUAUCACCUGCACAAGAAGAUUUAGAAGAAACAUUAAGUACAUUAGAAUAUGCAAAGAGAGUUAAAACAAUAAAAAAUACACCAAAACAAAAUGCAAGUGUUAGAAAAGAUAUUUUUCUUCAAAAAAAAUUAGAUAAAAUUAUUAACUUAAAAAAACUUAUUACUGAAGGAAAACGUAAUGAAAAACCACUCACAGAAGAAGAAAUUGAAAUAUUACAAAUGGAAGUUGCUAAAGUUAAUCAACAAAAUUUAGAAAUGCAAGCAUUAUUUGCACAAGCAAAAGGAGAAGUUAGUGCAGCACAAGACCAAUUAAAAAGUGCAAUGAAUUAUAUUCAUUUGAAAAGACAAAACGAAAUUGAAUUAAAAACUAUGCUUGGAAAAGUAGUGAAGUCAAUAGAGAUUUUAACAAAACAAUCACGAAAAUUAGAAGAUAUUUAUGAAAGAAAUAAUGAAAAGAUUAAACAAAACGAUGAUAUUAUUAAACAAAUUCAAGAAAAUGAAAAUGAAAUAGAAAAAAAAAUAACUGAACAAAUAGAAGAAGAAAAAAAAGAAAUUCAAAUGAGUUGGAAUGUAAUUGAAAAUAAAAUAGAAGAAAGUGAUAAAAAAAGUAUUAUAGAAGGAAUUAAUUUUGAAGAGUUUAAUCAACAGUGGAUUUAUAAAGAUACAUUGGGUAGAAUGGAAAUAUUUUGUAAAGAAGGAUUAAAACAAGAAAAAGAAAAUAAAGAAAAUGUUAUAAAAAUACUUAAAGAAAAAGAAAAUAUUAAUGAAGAAUUUCAAGAAAAAUUAAAAACAAUUGAAGACAUUGAACAAAAAGAAAUUAAAGAAAAAGAAGAAGAAAUGGAAAUUGUAAAUGAAAGUUUAAAAGGAGUUAUAGAAGAAUUAAAAAAGAAAAAAAAAGAAAGUCAAGAAUUUGAAGAAAUUAUUAUACAAAAUGAAGUAAAAAGAAAUGAAAAAAGAAAAGAAAUGAUAAAAAGUUUAAAUGAAAAUAUUCAAAAGCAAAUAAAUGAAAAUAAAAAAAUAUUAAUUCAAUCAAUUGAAAAUAUGGGAAAUGAAAUUAAUAAUACAUUAGAUGAAUGGGUCAUUUCAGAUAAUCAAAUUAUUGAUGAACAUUUAAUUGAAAAAGAUAAAAGAAAUAUUAAAUAUAAAGAAAUAUUAAAUCAACAAAUUAUUAAUCUAAAAGAAAUUAAUCAAAUUAUUAUUCAAAAACAACAAAAUAGAGAAGUUAUUCAACAAAAUACAAUUCAUCAAUUACAAUUAUUAAUUCAACAAAUAAAAAUUUUAAUUAAUUCAUUUAAAGAUCAAUCAAAUAUUCAAAUAAUUAAAAUUAAUGAUGAAAAUGAUUUAUUUAUUAGUUUAAGUAAACAAUAUAUUAAAGAAAUUAUUCAAACAAUUGAAUUAGGAAUUGGUGAAAAUGGAAUUGUUGGUGCUUUAAUUAGUCAAAUUAAUGAAAUUAUAAAUAGAAUGAAACAAAAAACUUUCCUAACAAAAGAAGUUCAAAAUGAAUGUUUAAUUAUUAAAGAAAAAUUAAAUGAAAUUAAAAGAAAAUUAUUAUCGGAAAUAAAUAAUAUAAAUGAACUCACUUUAAUAGAAUUAAAUUCAUUAGAAACUCCUCACAUUCAACCAGUUACUGUUCCAUUAUUUACAGUAACUAAUAAAUUAUCUGAAGUUCCAUCAUUUGGUCUUCGUUUAUCAGAGAAAUUAAAACAUUUAGAUACUUUAUAA
Messenger RNA from Entamoeba histolytica HM-1:IMSS, 2592 nucleotides. RefSeq names its product kinesin, putative. Gene Ontology annotation, molecular function: plus-end-directed microtubule motor activity; ATP binding; microtubule binding. The record is from RefSeq and is a predicted model, not a curated record. Bases 1 to 2592 code for a protein of 863 amino acids. The transcript has a single exon. Gene Ontology annotation, biological process: mitotic spindle assembly; microtubule-based movement. Gene Ontology annotation, cellular component: spindle microtubule; nucleus. NCBI's taxonomy places the organism in Eukaryota, Evosea, Mastigamoebida, Endamoebidae.